AGACAAGAAAAUGUUCCGCAUUUCCUCUGGUCUAUCUCGUUUCUGGAAUGCAACAAAAAAUUCAGGGAAAAACUUGCAAGGACUGAGCAGAAGAAGACGAGUGGAACCGGGAGCACCAACAUCUCUGACAAGAGUUGUAGUGAUAUUAAACGGAUGCUGAGUGAGUUCGAUGGCAAUUCCUUUGGAAAGCGACUGGAGCUGAAGAAGGAGAACUUUGGAAAGAUCCAACAGUAUUUCAGUGAAAUUCACAGACUCAGUAAGCUGCUCAAACUGGGCAAAUCAGUUUGUAAAGUCAUUGUUAGUGAUGUUUGCCAAGGAACAGGGUUUGUGCUAUUUGAUAGGUUGAUCCUGACUAAUGCACAUUUAUUUAAGGAUUGUGUUAAAGAAAACAAGCUGCAGGAGGAUAUAGAAGUUUAUGCCCUGUUUAACUUUGAUGAACCUGAGCCUAACACUAAUUACUACACCUUUACCGCAGAGAAAGCGUUCAUUGACUUUGACUUGGAGCUGGAUUACGCCAUUCUGGAACUCAACCCUCGGGGCCAAAUCUCCAACCAAACAGCAGAAACAGAGGAAGCUGAAGUACCACCAGGGCUCCUGAGUAGAUUUGGUCCUCUACCUGACAAUGGUGAAGCCUGUCUGAUUGGUCACCCAGCAGGAGCAGUGAAAAAAAUAGAUCCUACAUGCAUCAUUCCAAUGGAGAAGAGAGAGGAGGCUGUGGACAAACAAUUACAUUCCUACAAAGAACUCUUCACUCUCCAAUCAAUCAUUACCGUAAUCAAACAAGCAGGCAUUGACAGCAUAAUGAUAGGAGGAAGCAAAGCAGAUAAAGUUGUGACCUACAACACUUUCAUGCAUCACGGAGCUUCUGGCUCCCCAGUGUUUGAUGUUAGGUGCAGAGUUUUUGGUUUGCACACUGCAGGAUUUUGCUAUGGGUUUCCAAAAAAGAGAGAGAGUGUGAUUGAGUUUGCACGACCUCUGCUGACUAUAUUUGAGAACUUUGUGGGCAAAGUGAAGAAGAAUGGGAAGGCAGAGCUGCUGGAGAGAAUUCAGGAGGAAGGAAAGGGAAACUCAUUCUUGAAAAAGAUCUUUGAGUGUAUAAGCCAAACAGAACAACUGAAUGAUGAGGAGCCAAUGGAAACCAGCUAGCCAACAUGAUCAGAAGCUCCUCAAUGUCAAACCACAUCUGGUUGAUCAUUUUCUGCCUCAUAGAAUCAUUUUACUCCAAACAUCCAAACCACCAAGUGCAUUAGAGGUGUUUUUUACUCUGCAACUCAUCAGAUCCAACUUUGUAUUUUGAGAUGCCAAUGUAUGCCAAUGUGACUGUUAAAUGUCCAUACAUCUUUGGUUCUACAGAUUUUAAAAUUACAAAUGUUUCUUGUAGUAUUGUA
This is a messenger RNA of Acanthochromis polyacanthus (spiny chromis), 1388 nucleotides long. Its product is annotated as serine protease FAM111A-like. NCBI's taxonomy places the organism in Eukaryota, Metazoa, Chordata, Actinopteri, Pomacentridae. The record is from RefSeq and is a predicted model, not a curated record.